This is a messenger RNA of Anthostomella pinea, 2892 nucleotides long. NCBI's taxonomy places the organism in Eukaryota, Fungi, Ascomycota, Sordariomycetes, Xylariales, Xylariaceae. The record is from the annotation of a GenBank genome assembly.
AUGGACCACGCCCCACAAGAUUUGUUCGCCCGGAGAGUAUGGCAUAAUGCGAAACGGGUUCUAUCAUCAUCGGAUUUCGGCAACACGGGCAACAAUAGUGUUACUUCUUUCUGGCCAGCAAGCUCAAGGCCAGCCUCGCCUAGCUUCAUUCCCAUCACUGUCACUUCAACGAUCAGUAGAGUGUCAUCUGCAGUACCAGCGACUCCUACUACAUCGCCCAAAGGCGAUUCUUCAGGGCAUUUCACCCCAUCGCCAAAGAGUACACUAAUCGACAGCCAGCCGAGCCAGUCCACCGCGACAUUUACCAUCAUUCAUGACCCUAUCACUCGGUCGUUAUCGAGCAAAGGUCCGCAUUCUGAAACGGCCGGAAGCGUCAUCACUUCAUCUGCGCGGCCAACAACUAGCUUGGUCGUGGUGACAGUGAUCCUCACGGAUUCUCAAGGUGACCCGACGGCUAAGCAGACCCAGUCCGUCCCUGACAGCCCUGGAAGGGCUAUACUCACCGAGUCACUUGGCAUAGGAUCCGGUUCAGUAAACUCCCAUCCUAAUACGGCCAUUACUACCGGUACGGCGUCCGUCGUCGCUGUUCUGAUAGGCUCAGAUGGAACUCCAACUGCAACAAUCACUCUCGAAUCCGGACAUACUCAGAUUGUCGCCACUCUCCUCGACGAGUCCGGUAAUCCGACGGCGACCACAACGUUCGAGGCCUUGCCAACGACCCUCCUUGCUACUCUGACAGACUCGAACGGUAUACCCACCACGACAGUGACUCUUGGUGCUAUCGAUACGCUCCAACUCACCACUUUGACCAACUCGGACGGAUCGCCCACUGCUACGUUAAGCCUCGGGCCUUCGACACCUCCAGUGACUGUACUCGCAGACUCGAAUGGCAUACCAACCGCGACUGUGACUUUCGCAUAUACACCACUAGUGACAGUGCUCACAGACCCCAAUGGGUCUCCAACUGCGACCAUGACUCUCACAGACACACCACUAGUGACAGUGCUCACAGACCCCAAUGGGUCUCCAACUGCGACGAUGACACUCACAGACACACCACUGGUAACAGUACUCACAGACUCCAAUGGGGUUCCAACUGCGACGAUGACGCUCACAGAUACACCACUGGUGACAGUGCUCACAGACUCCAAUGGGGUUCCAACUGCGACCAUGACACUCACAGAUACACCGCUGGUGACAGUACUCACAGACUCGAACGGGGUUCCAGCAUCCACCAUGACCCUCAACGACACGCCCUUCGUUACCGUCAUUACGAUCCUUACCGACGUCCACGGAUCACCCACUGCCGCAAUAACAGGUUCUCCAACCGACAUUCCCAGUGGUGAAGAACCAUUCACCGAGAGUUUCUACAUCUCAGGGGGCCAAUACUUUGCCGGCCUGUUCGCAUCGACCCUAGUCGCCACGUUCAUCUCAAUCCCCAUCCGCAUGAUUGACCUCAACGUGCAGCUCUUCGAGCCGUUCCACCAGCUCACACAUCCGCGGGGAACGCCAGCCGACCGGUCUCUCUGCCUAGAGAUAGGCAGCAUCUACAGCAUCCUGACCGGCAUCCUCGGCGUCUUCAAGGGCCAAUGGCUGGCCUGCCUCACCAGCCUGCUGGUUCUCUGCUCCGCGAUCGUGACGACCCUUUCUUCGCAAGCCAUUGCUGUGGUUCUGCACGGGAGCUGCUUCCACGGAAGCGGAAAAGUCGAGAAUUGCGCUUGGACGCUGGGGGUCUCGCGGCUAGGCGCUCGUCUCACGGAGGGGUUCCUGGCUUUCAUGACCGUGCUAGCUGCGCUUACGCUGCUGGUGCUGAGACGAUGGCGGUCAGGGGUGAACAGUAAUCCUUGGAGCAUCGCGGGUAUCGCGUCUCUGCUCUCCAGCCCCGACGUGCGCAGCGUUCUCACCUCGUUGCCCAUUGCGGCCAACCGGAUCCCGGAUUCGGAGAUAGCCGGCGCCUUCAAGCCUUAUAUCUACAAGGUCGAUUGCUUCAAUCAUGAGGGCGAAAACAGGUACGGUAUAGUAAUUCUAGGAGACCAAGAAAAGGCGUCAAAGGCUACAAGACAGCCCCUGCUUCAGGCCCUGAUACCGAAGCCUUGGAGGAAAGACCAGGAGAAACCCGCCGAGCAAUGGCAACCGUUCUUCAUGCUGAGUUAUGCCGGCCAUGGAUUGUUCCUCCUAUUUCUGUGUGGCCUCCUCACGUUGAUUGCCUACUACAACAGCCCGCGAGCAGAUGCCCCCUUUGAGGCCUUCAUGGACAGCGAGUCUUUCGGAGUGCGCUUUCUCUUCACCGCCAUAGGGGUUAUCGUCACCUUUUACUGGGGUGCCAUGUUCAGCGCCGUCGCCAUCCUGAGCCCCUACCAGCUCAUGGCUCACUCGCCCCAGACAGCUCAACGCGUGAUACUCGUUGCCCCGCCCACAAACGCGUUCUCAGGCAUCUGGUCGGCCUUCAGACGGAGACACCUCUUCCUGGGGGUGGUCGCAUUUACGGCAAUACUCUCCGAGUUUCUCCCCCUUCUGCUCGCCAACAUCCCCUUCCAGGUCACGCAGACCUGGGAUGUGCAUCUCGGGUGCACCUGGCUGGCAGUUGGGAUCAUCUCCCUCAUGAUCGUCGUGCUGGUGGUGUCUUUCUUCGUCAGAUGGCCACGCCUGCCGGUGGACCCGCGCACGGUCGCGGGCGCGGCUUAUUAUGUGUGCGACUCUUGGCUCUUGCAGGGCGUGGACAAAUUGAGCAUGGCUAAGAAGAGCGAGAGGGAUGCGCGUAUGAACUACGCAGGACUGAGGUACCGGUAUGGCGAGAUGACUGGGGUGUCAGGGGUUCGCAGAGUUGGUGUUGAUGUUGUUGAUAUUGAUCCUAUUGACGGUGAAACGGGGAGUGGGCAUCGACUCGUCUGA